AUGGCGCAUCUCAGUAUGCCCCUUCAAGGACUGAACAAAGUCGACAUCGCCUGCAUUGAAGCGGCUAGAGAAUACCUCCCAGAUCGCGUCCCGAGCAACGAUGAACUGACAACUUCUGGAUAUGAGAGCGAGAACCCCUUACGGCGCUUGUUCGAUGACGAAAACAUCUUCACUGAGGGUGGCGUAGGCUUUCGGGAAGGGAGAGAAACAGUCUUGAGACUGAAGUUUCGAAUUCUGCAACUCAUUGCCGAUCUGUUCCCUGAGAGCGAGAUCGAAGAGUCUUCACUCCGAGUGCUUGGUAUGGGCUCUUUCAAUAUCGUCGUAGCUGUCACAUUACAACACGGGGCGGAGCGACGUGACUCCGGGGUCGACUUUAGCGCUAGAGUGUCAAGAUUCCUUGGCAUACCUCCACGAGUCCGUAAGUUUGCUUUGAGAAUCCCAAGGGACAAGAAGGGAGACAUGGAUGGUCCUCCUGUGAGCGACGUUGCUGGCGACAUUGUUACUCAACGCGUUAUCAGCUCCUGCCUAGGGCUACCCAUACCCAAGAUUGAGAAGUACGAUCUUGGUCCGACAAAUGCCUUGGGACGGCCAUAUACCCUGCAGACCUUACUACCUGGCAAGAACUUACAUGCAUUGUGGCUAGAGCUAAAUUCGCAACAGAAAGCGUCGGCCAUCCAGCAGAUUACGCAAACAGUGGAAAAGAUUUCAGCCGUCACGACGCCCGCGGCUGGGUUCAUCUCGCUGAGUAACUUGACCUCAGGAAGCUCAGCUAUAGCAUUAGAUCAAUUCCCCGUUCCCACGGACAAAGAAGCGAAGUUACGACCACACUUCACUCAGCCCAGCCAGAGUCCAGCGCCAUCUCAAACACCUUUUGGGUAUCUGAUUGAUCAUUGCCAGCGCUGGCAGAAGUACGAAGAAGAGAUUGGACGUGCGAGUCGAAACAAGAACAUGUGGCAAAUCAUGAUCGCCGUUGCGAAAGCUCUAGAUCGGCGCGGAUGGCUGGGGCAGCGCUUUCAUCUUACGCAUGGCGACUUGUUUCCCCGCAAUAUACUCGCUAAGAUCACAGGGCCAGAGACUGUGGAGAUCACAGGUAUCGUAGACUGGGAUAUGGCUUGCUUCGCACCCAAAUUUGUGGCCCUUCGACCCCCGUUCUGGGCGUGGGCAGGUCACUCGAUGGAUGAGAGAGACGAAGAUUUGGCAACGUACGAGCCGCCUGAAGGAAAGUUCAAGACGUUGAAGCAGGCUUUUAGGAGCGCAGCGUCAGAAGAUUUCAUCAUAUUCGGUCUUUCGCGCGAGAGUGCCAUCGCGAGAAAGCUGUUUAGGGUGGUCAACAGUGGAUUGCUGGGCGACCGUCGGUAUCUGGCGCUUCAGCUGGCAGAAGAGUGGAAUGCCUUGUAUCCAGAGGAUAAGAUUGGUGAUCUUGAAGCAGAGUGGAAUUGA
Alternaria infectoria is the source of this 1440-nucleotide messenger RNA. RefSeq lists its product as uncharacterized. The coding region runs from base 1 to 1440 and encodes 479 amino acids. The transcript has a single exon. Lineage: Eukaryota; Fungi; Ascomycota; Dothideomycetes; Pleosporales; Pleosporaceae. The record is from RefSeq and is a predicted model, not a curated record.